Macrosiphum euphorbiae (potato aphid) is the source of this 663-nucleotide messenger RNA. Lineage: Eukaryota; Metazoa; Arthropoda; Insecta; Hemiptera; Aphididae. The record is from the annotation of a GenBank genome assembly.
AUGAAUGAUGAUGAUAUUUUAAAAUUGGCUUCAGAAACGAUUGGACAAGAUUUAAAUACAAAAUGGUUAGUGAAAAGACGGUACAGGAUUACAGCUAGUAAUUUUGGUCCUGUUUUAAGUGCUAUAAACCGUAAUAAAUAUAAUCCAUCACUGUUCAAAAAAUUAAUAGGUACAUAUAAAUUAGAUGGAAUUAAAUCUAUACAGUGGGGUAAAGAAAAUGAAAAACAAGGUAUUCUUGAAUUUGAACAGAUCACAAAUCAAAAAGUCACACCUACAGGAUUAUGGCUUCAUAAGACAGGUAUUAUAGGAGCAUCACCAGAUGGUUUGGUUGGACUUGAUUCGAUAAUUGAAGUAAAGUGCCCAUACAAAUAUCGAAAUGAACUGAUUAAAACAGGUUUACAAAAUGAUAGUUCUUAUAUAAUAUUUUAUGAUAUAAAUGGUAGGAUAUGCAUUAAUUAUGAACAUGACUACUAUGCUCAAAUCCAAGGUCAACUUCAUAUACUUAACAGAUCAAUUUGUUACCUUACUAUUUGGACAAUUAAGGAUUUAGUAGUUUUGGAAAUACAUAAAGAUCCAGGUUGGACAGAAAAUAUUAACAAAUUAGUAUCAUUUUAUUUCCAGCAAUUUAUUCCAUUUUUAAAUAAUAAAAAUGUUUCCAUGUAA